Molecule: messenger RNA, 1180 nt
Organism: Moneuplotes crassus
Lineage: Eukaryota; Ciliophora; Spirotrichea; Euplotida; Euplotidae
Source: the annotation of a GenBank genome assembly
CAGAAAACAAUGCGGACUAUUUGUUCUUUGAAACAAUGUUCAAAAACAUCUGUGAAGUAUUGCCUUACUCACAAAGUUCCCUUGUGAUUUUCCUGCAAGCAUGAUCAGCACUACAGCUGUGAUACUGUUCAGAUUAUCCAGCCAGAAUCACUGGAGUACCAGUUUGACAAUAUCUACAGCCUUCUGGUAAACUUAGAGAGGUUCACAGAGCAGCUGGGCUUGGAACAACUUUUCGAAGGAACUACUGGCCUCAUCACAAAGUUUAAGGAUGAAUUCCUUGUCAUUUUGAGUACGGUUAAGACCAAUAUAGACCUAGGCAAUUUUUUGACAUUUGAGAAGCAUGAGAAAGAGGCCAAUGAGUUCAGACACAAGAUUGAUAAUGAUGAAGAAAUGAAAGUUUUGAUGAGCAGGAUUUAUCAGCAGUGAGUGUUUAAGAACCUUACUCCGUUUGAAUCAGAAACUUUAUUUGAUAGAGGUGAAGGAGUAAUGGAGGAUAAUUGAUUGAAGAUUGUAGAAGAAAAGAAAGACAAUCAAUGCAGUGUAGAUGAAAAUAUAGAUGAUGUUAAAGUUGAUGAUGUCCCUUCAAACUCUCCUCCUUCUUUAGAAAGUUUAAGGUUAAAACAUUUUUCAGGGAUUAAUAAAACUACCAAAAGUUCUAAACUAUUUUUAAACCUCGAAGUGAAAGAACACAUUGAAUUUAUGAAGGAAUCAAGAGCUCAUAAUGUUAAGCUUGUAGAAGUAGAUUGUUUCGAUUUUCGAAAUCUUCCUGCCAAAAGCGAACUACUUAAUUCCUACUUGUCAAAAUGAUUGCCAGACAAAUUAUGAAGCUUUCUGACAAUGAACAGCGGCGAAAGUGCAACUUCUGUAAACUUUUCAGAAUACAAGAGCUGAGUUAAUAUGUUGAUAGAGACUCAAGUAGACACUCUUAAUCUGAACAAUUUCAUUCUAUCUAAAAAUGAUAUUGAGUGGCUCUCUAUUGUAUCCAAGGAGAAGCGCUUCAAGAUAAACCUGUACAACUGCGUGGAAAAUACAAGCUGUGGCAAGAAACUACCUCUUAAAGGACUGGAACAAAGUGAGAACCUCAUGAUCCCCCCUCGUGAUGCUGCUAUUUGUAAAAAGUCUGAUAUUCCGAAGGAAAUAGCCUCUUAAAGUUAUAAUUUGUACUACUUCUUAGCCAUAA